CCCUGCCCGGCGCGAGCUGGAGGAGGAGCUGCAGCGGCCGCGGCUACUCGGGCAGGUCGGUGGCGCCAGGGGAAGCUACCGACGGUGCGGGCUGCCGGUCCCAGCGUGCAGGAGGCGCGGGCGGCGCUGGGGCCAUGGAGCCUGGUGACGCGGCGCGCCUCGGCCCGGGGCGGGCGGCCCGGGCGCUGCCAACGCGGCUGCUGCUGAUGCCGCUGCUCCCGCUGCUGCUGGGUCGGGGGCUGCGCGGGGCGGCCGCGGCCUCCUCCUCUGGGGCGGCGGCUGAGGACAGCAGCGCCAUGGAGGAGCUCGCCACGGAGAAGGAGGCAGAGGAGAGCCACCGGCAGGACAGCGUGAGCCUGCUCACCUUCAUCCUGCUGCUCACGCUCACCAUCCUCACCAUCUGGCUUUUCAAGCACCGCCGGGUUCGCUUCCUGCACGAGACCGGGCUGGCCAUGAUCUACGGACUCAUCGUCGGGGUGAUCCUGAGGUAUGGCACCACUGCCACCAGUGGUCAUGACAAGUCACUCAGCUGCACUCAGGAAGACAGGGCCUUCAGCACCUUAUUAGUGAAUGUCAGUGGGAAGUUCUUUGAAUACACCCUGAAAGGAGAAAUCAGCCCCGGCAAGGUCAACAGUGUAGAGCAGAACGACAUGCUGAGGAAGGUAACAUUUGAUCCAGAGGUUUUUUUCAACAUUCUGCUGCCUCCAAUUAUUUUCCAUGCUGGGUACAGUUUAAAGAAGAGACACUUUUUCAGAAAUCUUGGGUCUAUUCUGGCCUAUGCCUUCUUGGGGACUGCUGUUUCCUGCUUCAUUAUUGGAAAUCUCAUGUAUGGUGUGGUGAAGCUCAUGAAGAUUGUGGGGCAGCUCUCGGAUAAAUUUUACUACACGGAUUGCCUUUUUUUUGGAGCAAUUAUCUCUGCUACUGACCCAGUGACUGUACUGGCGAUAUUUAAUGAAUUGCAUGCAGACGUGGAUCUUUACGCACUUCUGUUUGGAGAAAGUGUCCUAAAUGAUGCUGUUGCCAUUGUACUGUCCUCGUCUAUUGUUGCCUACCAGCCAGCGGGGCUGAACACUCACGCCUUUGAUGCUGCUGCCUUUUUUAAAUCAGUUGGCAUUUUUCUAGGUAUAUUUAGUGGCUCUUUUACCAUGGGAGCUGUGACUGGUGUCGUGACUGCUCUAGUGACCAAGUUCACCAAGCUGCACUGCUUUCCCCUGCUGGAGACUGCACUCUUCUUUUUGAUGUCGUGGAGCACGUUCCUCCUGGCGGAAGCUUGUGGGUUCACAGGUGUGGUAGCUGUCCUUUUCUGUGGAAUCACACAAGCUCAUUACACCUACAACAAUCUGUCAGUGGAAUCCAGAAGCCGAACGAAGCAGCUCUUUGAAGUAUUACACUUCCUGGCAGAGAACUUCAUCUUCUCCUACAUGGGCCUGGCACUGUUUACCUUCCAGAAGCACGUUUUCAGCCCUGUUUUCAUCAUUGGAGCUUUUGUUGCCAUCUUCUUGGGGAGAGCCGCCCACAUCUACCCACUUUCCUUCUUCCUCAACUUGGGCAGAAGGCACAAGAUUGGCUGGAAUUUUCAACACAUGAUGAUGUUUUCAGGCCUCAGGGGAGCGAUGGCAUUUGCACUGGCCAUCCGAGACACAGCAUCCUACGCACGCCAGAUGAUGUUCACGACCACUCUCCUCAUCGUCUUCUUCACUGUCUGGAUCAUUGGUGGAGGCACGACGCCCAUGUUGUCAUGGCUUAAUAUAAGAGUUGGCAUCGAGGAGCCCUCCGAAGAGGACCAGAACGAACACCGCUGGCAGUACUUCAGAGUUGGUGUCGACCCAGACCAAGACCCACCACCCAACAACGACAGCUUCCAAGUCUUACAAGGGGAUGGUUCAGAUUCUGCCAGAGGAAACCGAACAAAGCAGGAGAGUGCAUGGCUAUUCAGGCUGUGGUACAGCUUUGAUCACAAUUACCUGAAACCCAUCCUCACGCACAGUGGCCCCCCAUUAACCACCACCCUCCCAGCCUGGUGUGGUUUGCUCGCUCAGUGUCUAACCAGUCCCCAGGUAUAUGAGAACCAAGAGCCACUGAGAGAGGAAGACUCUGAUUUCAUCCUGACCGAGGGCGACCUCACCUUGACCUUCGGGGAUAGCACAGUGACUGCGAACGGCUCCUCAGGUUCCCACACGGCCUCCAUGAGCCUCGAGGGUGGUCGGAGAAUGAAGAGCAGCUCUGAGGAGGUGCUGGAACGAGACCUGGGAAUGGGAGACCAAAAGGUUUCCAGCCGGGGCACCCGCCUGGUGUUCCCCCUGGAGGAUAGUGUGCGCCUUCCCGCCCAGAGCCCUGAGUGAUGGGGUGGGGGAGGACCCACUGGCGGGUUGAGGAUGGCUGCAAGCCCCAGCAUUGUUGAGAUGGGGCCUUGACUGAAUGGAACUAACACUUCUGUUUUAUUGGGGUCUGAAGAUAUCUUAUUUAAAAUUUCAGCCAAGAUGCAGCUGGUAGGGUGAAAGUGUCUCUAAAUCAAGGCAAAUGCAGACCUAUUCCCACUUUUUUCACAUUGUAGUGCACUGUUCAGAGUUAAACAAAUAGCAUGCUUUAACGCUGUCUUCAUUCAUUCACCUGCAGAUCUGAAUAAGGUGUGGCAGGUGGUGGGGGUUCCUCCCAGGAGAGGCUUCGUAUCCAGACACAGCGGUGUAGGUUUCAUUGGCUAUAGGCAUACAAGGAGAGAACAGGCUAAGAUUGUGAAGGAUGGCAGUUGCUAUUAGAUCUCCAAGGACGGUGAGAAACUGGUGUUAAAUGGACAGAAAACAUGAGAAAGCAAUUUGACUGGAGGUUCUAGCAACAAGGUUGUGUGACUGCACCCUCCUAUCAGGAUUCCUGCCCCUUUUUGACUCCCCAUGUUUAUUCUAGACUGAAGACUGGAAAAUAUGUCCAUGAACAUUUCAACAUGGAGGAAUGAAUUCCAAUUCCUUCUCUGGAAAUCUCCAUAAGGAAGAAGUUACUGGAAUGUUUGAAACCAAAGGCAAAAUAGUGUUAUACUGUUGUUUUUAACUAAUCUGAGUACAGGAGAAACUGUUUAGAAACUGAUGGUGAUAUCACUGCAAAAAUCUGUAAGUUCUCAAGGUAUUCCAUAUGAGCUGACUGCCUGGGAAAUAAUGAAUAGGAUUGGGUUUUACUGUGGCUUU
Capra hircus (goat) is the source of this 3176-nucleotide messenger RNA. It is a transcript of the gene SLC9A7, whose product is annotated as solute carrier family 9 member A7. Gene Ontology annotation, biological process: regulation of pH; sodium ion transport; proton transmembrane transport. NCBI's taxonomy places the organism in Eukaryota, Metazoa, Chordata, Mammalia, Artiodactyla, Bovidae. The coding region runs from base 135 to 2342 and encodes 735 amino acids. Gene Ontology annotation, molecular function: sodium:proton antiporter activity. The record is from RefSeq and is a predicted model, not a curated record. Gene Ontology annotation, cellular component: recycling endosome; membrane. The transcript has 17 exons.